Serpula lacrymans var. lacrymans S7.9 is the source of this 397-nucleotide messenger RNA. RefSeq lists its product as uncharacterized. Lineage: Eukaryota; Fungi; Basidiomycota; Agaricomycetes; Boletales; Serpulaceae. The record is from RefSeq and is a predicted model, not a curated record. The transcript has a single exon. Bases 126 to 320 code for a protein of 64 amino acids.
ACACUGUAGAUCAGGAGGAGCCAGUGUUAUAUUUGGUGUUUACUUAUCAGAACAGCCGUGAAAAAAGGUCCUGAAAAAGCAAUCGGAUAAGACUCGGAAUCCUUUGCAACUGCCGUUGAACGCGGAUGAAUGGUAAUGAAUCUAACGAUCACCAUGGGCAAGGGUCGUCAACUAGAAAGGCAUGGCUGUCGAAAGAGGCGGGGCACUCGGCGCUCAAGUCUAAGCGUCUGGAGAGGCCCCACAUGCCAUCGCAUAGUGCGAUAACAGCAUCCUUUACAGUAUGUAAAAUCAAGUCAUCGAAUGGGGCGACGCAAGGAUGAUGUAGUACAUUGAUCUUCAUGAACGUGUGUAUUAAUUAGAAUAAUAAUAAGUCGAGGAUGGGCCACUAAAGACUUAG